Molecule: messenger RNA, 1029 nt
Organism: Malus domestica (apple)
Lineage: Eukaryota; Viridiplantae; Streptophyta; Magnoliopsida; Rosales; Rosaceae
Source: RefSeq, a predicted model, not a curated record
UCAUCAACAGUUAAAGUCGUGCCUCCAUUAAAAUCUCAAUAGAAGGAAUUAAAAGAAGGAUAAAGAAACGAAAAUACAGAAAGACAGCCUCAUCGUCGCCACCACCGCUACCAGAAAUCGUUAAAUCAGAUAUUGAAUAGCAACCGUCGAUCAGGAGGCGAUUGAUCAUCGUGAGCCAUGGAGGUCCGACCCAAUCAGACGGCCGACAACUCGUCGGCCACGCACCAGCAGAGUCAGAGCCAUACAGCAGCAACUAGUCAGAAAAAGCCUGCUGCUUCUUCCAUCCCCGUCGACACCACCUCCGUUUCUCAAAGGCUUCAGAAGGAGUUGAUGUCUCUCAUGAUGAGUGGAGGAGAUCUUGGCGUAUCGGCUUUUCCUGAAGGCGAGAGCAUUUUUGCAUGGGUUGGCACAAUCGAAGGUGGAAAAGGAACCAUGUAUGAGGGUUUAUCGUACAAGCUUUCUUUGCGUUUUCCUCUGGACUAUCCUUUCAAGCCGCCGCAAGUCAAGUUUGAGACAAUGUGCUUCCAUCCAAAUGUUGAUCAGUUUGGCAACAUAUGUCUUGAUAUCCUGCAGGACAAGUGGUCUUCAGCAUACGACUGCAGGACUAUACUUCUGUCCAUUCAAAGUCUGUUGGGAGAGCCAAACCCGGAGAGUCCCCUCAACAGCUAUGCUGCUGCACUGUGGAGUAAUAAGGAAGAUUACAAAAAAAUGGUCCACCGACAGUACUUUGCUGGAGAAUCAUUGGAGAGCUGAUUUGUACAUAGAACUCACGACAGAUGACAAAAUUGUCAUGUGGCCCCUGAUUUGUGUGCAGCUCUGGUGAGGUGAAAUUCUGCAACGGAAAGUAUAGUUUCUUUUCUCAUGGAAUCCCGGGCUGAUGGAAACCCUGGCCAAGUUGUUUAUACUGCCUGUCCUCUCUGAUAUCUUUGCUAUAUAAAGACAAUAAGAAGUUGUAAAUUUGGUUGAAUCAAAUGAAGGUGAAAACUGUUUGUCUAAUGACUGGAGGCACCAUUCCCGCAUCUUUCUUAA